Didymella exigua CBS 183.55 is the source of this 896-nucleotide messenger RNA. Its product is annotated as thioredoxin-like protein. The record is from RefSeq and is a predicted model, not a curated record. Lineage: Eukaryota; Fungi; Ascomycota; Dothideomycetes; Pleosporales; Didymellaceae. Gene Ontology annotation, molecular function: oxidoreductase activity. Bases 40 to 699 code for a protein of 219 amino acids. The transcript is spliced from 2 exons.
ACUGAAUCCAUUGUGGCGUUCAGACAGAGCCUUAGCAGAAUGACAAACUUCAACAUAAACAUCGUGUCAGACACAAUCUGCCCAUGGUGUUAUGUUGGCAAGAAGCGCCUCGAGAAGGGCAUUACAGCAUACAAGCAGAAGUACCCAGAUUCUGACGAUACAUUCUCGACACAAUGGUACCCUUUUUACUUGAAUCCUGAUGCUGGCAAGAGCCUCGACAAGCAGGAGAUGUACAUCAAGAAGUUUGGCCAGGAGCGCACAGCAACCAUCAACCAGAUGCUUGCCAAAGUUGGACAGGACGAGGGCAUCAACUUCAAGUUUGGCGGCAAGACUGGAAACACGCGCGACUCACACCGCCUUGUGCAGCUCGGCAAGACCAAGGGGUCAAAGAUGCAGACUCGUGUUGUUGAGGAGCUGUUCGCUGCAUAUUUCGAGAAUGAGAAGGACAUUACAACGCAGGAAAUCCUGAUUGAGUCUGGCGUGAAGGCGGGACUUGAAGAGGAGGAAAUCAAGGACUGGCUGGACAGCGGGAAGGGCGGUGCUGAAGUUGACAAGGAGGUGCAGGACGCGCGCGAGCAGAACAUCAGCGGCGUGCCAAAUUUUAUAAUCAAUGAUCGCUUUGAGAUUGGCGGUGCUCAGGAGCCAGCUGCUUUUGUGCAGCUGUUCGAGCGUUUGAAGAAGUCGGAAGGCAGCCAUUAGGUGUUUACGAGUUGUGACAGAGGUCUGAUCGCGCGCACGGGACCGGCUCGUUUGCGAGCGCCGAAUGUGUGACCAAAUCUGCAUUCAUUAUACCAAAGCUACGAAUACAUAUCAAGAGCCAGCAAUUGUCGGAGCUCUUCACUCCUACUCCACAGAUAAUCUGCAACCCAAUAUAAAAUGACUACACGUAUAUGCAG